AUGAGUAGCGUGCGAAAUGCCAAGUUGAAUCAUGAUAUGAAAUUUAACAUUAUGUAUUGGUGUGUGAUUUUUGUGGUUCUGUGCAUAACAAGUGUACGUGCAUCGGGAAAUUCUCUAAAGGACCCAUACAUUUGCGGUCCACCGACCUGUAUACCGUCAGAGAAAUUUAAAUACCUUACGGAUGUUAAAUAUGAAUAUGAAUACAAAGUAAAAGUGGAAACUUACUUCGCCGGUUCCAGUAAUAACCGUUCUACUUUAGAUGUAUCAGCCCAAGCAACGGUUCAAUUCAUCAAGCCAUGUGAAGGUUUACUACAGCUAAGUAAUGUCAAACUCAAGGAUCAAGAUGAAAAUUAUCCAGUUGAGAGAGCUGAGAAAUUUGUACAGGCUGUAUCUACACAUGACCUUAGGUUUGCAUUCCAUGAUGGCAUCAUAUCUGAGAUAUGUCCAGAUGAGAUCGAAGAAGAUUGGGUACUUAACUAUAAAAGGGCAAUACUUUCACUCUUUCAAAAUAGCAUGAAGAGAUUUGAUAUAGACUUCAAAGGAAUAGAGCAAGACAUUCACGGCACAUGUGAUGUUUCUUACACCGUGAGAGGCCAAGAGAAAACUAGCUUGAUAUUAGUUAAGACAAGAGAUCUAUCAUUAUGUACGGACAGAUACAAAUACAUGUCCAUACUGCAAACUGUUAGAUAUGACUUCCAGAGUAAAUUUCAAACAUGGCCAGUACUAAAAUCUGAAAGCAAAUGCCGUAUAGCAGUUGAUCAUCACAUAUACAAGUCAGUUAAUUGUAGAGAGAGACAUUUGUUUGAGCCGUUCUCUGGUAAAAAUUCAGGAGCUAUGACAACUGUUAUACAGGACUUGGUACUUAUAAAUGAAUACAAUAGAAGUAGUUCAGAAACUAUGUACACUGAAAAUAAAGCUUGGGCGAUGAUAACAAAACGAUCAAAUAUCCUCCACCACCACGCCCCAAACAUCAGAUCCGACACCGGUGAAUUGAAAUCAGCUAGAGAUGUACUGAAAUUACUUUGUAUGAUUAAGCCAAGUUCUGAUGAUGAAGUAAGGACAGUGGAUGAGAAUAUGGAUAGUGGUUCGACCGUAGGUUUGUGGGGCCGCUUAGUGAGAUCAGCUCGCAAGUUACAUCACCCGGCACUAGCACAGCUAUUGGCGAGGGCCCCCACUAUAUGCGAUAGCGCUUCGAAACACAUCCUAGACGCUCUUCCAUAUAUAGCGAGCGCUGGUUCAGUAGAACUUAUAAAGAACAUGAUAAUAAAGAAGGAAGUUGAUUCAGACACACGACACGAAUGGCUCAUGUCGAUGGCCAUGAUACCACGACCAAAAAUAGAGAUGUUAAAGAGUAUGUUGGAACUUCUCCAAACCCAAAGGAAUGAUCAAGUUAUAAGUUUCACAGUAUCAUCCAUGGUGCAUUCAUAUUGCAAACAUAGUAGAAAAGCGUUGAGAGACUGUUGCGAAGAGGAAAUCCCAAAACAGAUACUAGAAGAAUUCCAAGACAUAGUAAACGAAAUAAUUGGAAGGGGUAUUGCAAAUGCUCCGAGAGAAGACAGAGAUAAUCUCGUUAAAGCGCUUAAAGCGCUAGGGAACAUCGGUGGCUUCAAGCAGGAGUUUGCGGAUGUAUUAAUGAAUAUAAUCGGUGAUUCUUUGAUUCCUGUACCGACAAGAUUAACAGCUAUAGAUGCGUUUAGACGAACACCUUGUACAGAGACCAGGGAAUACUUCUUAGAAACAUACAGAGCCGAUCUUGUUGAUGUUGAAGUCCGAAUCGCUUCUUACUUGCAAGUUAUGAAGUGUCCCAAUCUAAGUACAAUUCGGAAGAUAUUCCAUUCCCUCAAGAACGAAGCUGUUAACCAAGUGGCAACUUUCGUUUGGAGUCACCUGAAUAAUUUAGGGCAAUCUUCACUUCCAUCCAGAGUGGAAAUUCAAGGACUUUUAUCUGGUAACACCGUACCUCAAUUGGAAGAUAGCCCAGAUUUCAGAAUGUUUUCAAGGAAUUAUGAACAGAGCGUCUUUUUCGAUCAAUACAAUGCUGGUGGUAACUAUGAAGCCAAUGUGAUAUUCUCUCCUGACUCAUACAUACCUAGAUCAUUGUCUCUUAAUUUGACCGUGGAUAUGUUUGGAGAAUCCAUCAAUUUAUUAGAGAUAAAAGCACGCGGUGAAGGCUUCGAAAGAUACUUCGAAAACCUAUUCGGUAACGAUGGACCGCUAAGCAAGAAUAAAAUAAACGACAAAAUCAGUAAAAUGCGCUUCUUCCGCUCAACAAACGAAGCUGAUGAUAUAAGGGAGAAAAUUGAUGAUUUAGAAUUUAAUAAUAAUGCGCUAAAACAUAGGUUCCCUACCGCCGAAUUAGGGUUCAAAGUUUUUGGUAACGAAAUAUCUUUUUGGAGCGCUGAAGGGGACGAGGAGAUAAGGAAGUCUUUGGAAAGAUUGAAUCCCAAGUUGAGAAUACUGGAGAUACUAUCGGGGAAGGAAAUUUCCUACAACAAAGCGUCUCUAUUCCUAGACACGACAUUCUCAGUGCCAACAGGCUGCGGUCUACCUCUCGGUAUGAAUCUCAUGGGAACUAGCUACGUAGAUACAAAACUAUCAGGAACUGUUGUAGAUAAGUUUAGUCAAUCUAGGAAUCUGGAUUUCGAAGGGAAGAUACGACCUAGCGUUGCGGUCAAUAUAGCGGCUACAAUGAGUGUAUCAGCCGGUUCGUUGGCUAAUAGUGGAGUACGUCUAUCUUCACGUCUAUACACAGCAACGGCAUUAGAAGCGAAGCUAUCAAUCCGCGGCCUUGGAGUUAUAAGACUAGACUUGUCCCUACCGAGGGAAAAACAGGAGAUAUUUGCUGCCAAGUCGGAGCUGUUAAUACUACACGGGGAUCAAGAGAUUCAACAACAAGGUCUCAACAAGAAUAGAAUAGAACAGAACACUUGUAGUUGGACGACGUUCGACAAAGCAAUCGGUAUUAAAGUCUGCGCGGCGUAUCAGUUCCCAAAUAUGACGAAUUUGAAAAACGCCCCAUACUUCAUAUUAAGUGGCCCAGCGAAGUAUAUUGUAUCCUUAGAAAAAGCUGAUCCCUCGGCUAACACAUACGCCUUCCAAUAUAAAUGGGACAAAAACGACACAACUGAUGUAUUGGAUUUCUCAUUUGAUACUCCAAACAGUAAGGAAAAACGUAAAUUCAACGCUGUUCUACUAUUAUCGAACACUUCAAGCGUAGCCGAAGUAACGCUACUAUCUUCAGAAAGCACUAUAAAAGCCAAAGCUCUAUACAGAAAUAUGCCAUAUGAUAAGUCUCUAGAGGCCAGUUUAGAUGUAGAUGGCAGAAAACAGUUUGACAGUGUUAUGGCAUUACAACGACAUGAUAUAAAACAUGGCUACGUAUGGCUCCCACAUGCCUAUUGGGUGGUGAAUGACCAAAAAAUUGCUGAAUUAUCAGGUAGUAUCAAAGUAAAAUCCAAAGGCGGUGUGACUCAAUGGGAUAUUACAGCCGAUUUCCAAACAAAGCAGCUAGCGAGUCGCCUCAUUGGAUAUUACACCGUAAAUGGACCUACACAAGGCACAAAAUUGCAGUUGGACUACCAGUUUUAUAAAACUGCCAAACAAACUAUUAAAAUUGAGGGUAUUUAUAGUAAACGGGCUAUGGCUUACCGAUAUGACGUCUAUGGUGAACUAUCGAUGCAAUUUACCGCCUACCCCGUAUAUAACUUCUAUUCGGUGUUACGUAAUGUGCAAACUCAAAAUCAUCUUGACAUAGGUUUGAAUGUAAGUUCAUCUAAAGAUCUCAAACUUGAUCCGGCCUUUACGUUUGUAUACAAAAGGGUUGAUAAAUUGAAUGGUCUCAAGUUAGACACACAAAUGUCUUUAAAAAGACCAAGACCGGUGCUUAUGAAGUUUCAAUAUGAUCAAACUGGACCAAAAUAUUCGGCUCUAGCGCUUCUGAACUUCAAUCCAAAAUCUCGAGAGAUUUUAAUAUCAGGUUAUGUGUUCGCACCUCCCGGCACACAACUAUAUAUGGACGCUGAACUGAACGUGACUCUACCAACAUUACAUCCAUGCGCUAUAAAGACGAAACUACAUGAGAAACGACCUAAUGAAUUUCAGGUAAAUGCAAUGGGCGUUUGGUUUACCGGCGUGGAUUUCAAUAUUGACGCAGUUUACCAAGAUACCUCCAAAACUAAUCUGGCGUCACAUAGGCUAAAGGUUCUGAUUAAUAGCAGCCACUUCAAAGACAUCGCUGUUGACGCUAGAUUUACUCAAGAUAAUAGACAAAUUACGUUCAUCGCUGAGGGUGAAUACAACGAAGACACUUACAAAACCUUAGUACGAUAUCUUCUACUAUCGGAACAGAACUUCACAGCGUACGGUGAAGUUGACGUUAGCGGUAGAGCUUACAGCUUGAACCUAAACGCAGAUCUCAAUAACAACACAAACGUCAAUAUGGAUAUACAUUUUGAUCAACUCCGCGACGUUCAUAUAUCUUACCAAAGAUCUGUCACACCAACCCAAAAACGGUUGAGCGCUUCAUUCAAUUGGGAUGCAAACAGAGAUCCUUCGCAGAAAUUAAGUAUAGACGCUCGCUUGAACCACAAAGGACAGUGGCAUCACUCUGGGCAAGUCACGCUACACUAUCCAGGCCGUGUUGUCAAUGGAGAAUUUGAAUUUUUACUCAAAGAUUGGUACUGCGAAUGGUUGAUCAGAAUGGGUUGGGCUAGUCCUACAGCUAUAGUGUGGCGAGUUAAGGCAUAUUCAGAGGCUCGCGAAGAAACUGUAUACGCGUUGUUAUCAAACUUAGCCACUCCGUUAUCAGGAUGGGAAGAUACCAGUUUUAAUGUGAUGUGGCGUUACCAUGAUAAUCUUCAAGCUAUAAACGGUAGUAUGAAUUGGCAAGAAGAUUAUUUGGCCUUUAGUUUGUUAGCCGACUAUCUCUUCAGUACUUCAAAGUUCUACGGAGAGAUCAAUGCCUCUGUCAACUCUACUAUACCGACUCUACCAAGAGCUGCCGCUGUUGCAAAACAUACAGUUGUUUGGAAGAAGAGCGCCGAUACUCUAUUAAGUUUCCAGUACAACGAAGAUGGUCUUCUAAUGGUGAAUUCUUCAUGGGCAAUUGAUAAGGGUCAGAAUGAAAACAAUAUAACUGGAAGAGUAACGCUUCUUACACCUUUCCAGGGCUAUACCAAAGGAUUUCUAAGAACAGAAUUCAUUUUGGGACACAAAAGAGAUAUAAAAGGCGUCACAUAUUUAGAUUUAGAGGAGAAGGUUGUGAAGAUAUAUGUCAAUGGUCAUAUGCGUCGUAUAACUAACUGUAUGUUAGUAGUGAAUGUUACUAGUCCAAUACCACAGUUCUCACAAACGACAGCUAGAUUCGGUUUUGUUGAAACAGACAGACAUUUAGUUGCCAUGAUUGUUACACCGAAUUCUACUACUGGAAUUGAAGUACUACUGCAAUUGAAUACAAUGCAAGACUUUUCAAUAUUUGGACAUGUCGCGCUUCCCAUACAAUACUUAAAUAGAGCAAUGAUUACUGCCAAGAGAGGUUCCGAAGAGGUCGACUUUAGAGUUGGUUGGGGAACAAUGGACUUUGGUUUCACAGGAAUAUGGCAAUGGAAAAACAUAUUGGACUUCGUAUAUGUCUAUAAAUUGUACACACCUUUAGAUGGAUUCGAAGAAAACGGUCUUGUAUUGAAAAAUAUAUACGGAAAUGGUCUUGAUACUGAGCUAUCUAUACGACUUUCUAAGCACAAGUUCGGAAUAUCAAUAUUCUUAGUUGAUAAAGGCAAAGGUCUUUUGGACGUAAUUAAAGACAGUUUCCAACACAAAGCUAGUGAAUCUGAUAUGUUUGUUGAAAAUUUCGACACGGAGGCGACUAUUAAUUUGGACACCCUGUAUUAUCCUACGAUAAAUUUCCACGCCCACAUGUUAAAGUUUGUUGGUCCCGACGAAGAAGAUAUUUUGGAAGCGAACGCAACACUUCAUUUACCAAACAAAUCACCGAUUGUACUAACAGAUGUUUUUAUACUAGAGGAAUACACAGUGAUGAGGAACACUUUGAAUUUAGUGACGCCAUUCCAAGCUGUGAAGCAAUUAAAGUCUGUAUACACUGUGGAUAUCGCUAUAGGAGAGAAGUUUAAUGUGACCUGUGUAGCCUUGCUUUAUAAUGGGACGUAUUGGCAUGAUAUAUCAUAUAAAAUAUACUACGAGACGGAAACGGGUGAAGAUGAAGCUUACAAAUCAUAUCUGGCCUCGGUGGGUAUAGCGACCCCUUUAGCAGUUCUGCCAGCCUUAGAAGCUAGAGUCUCAGCCCGUCUGGAAGAUGCUUUAUGGAAAUUAUCCGCAGAUAUAGCCAUGCCGUCGUUCACUGUUACCGCACUCGCAAGACUUGAGCUUGAUGAUCCAUUUGUGGAAACUUCAGGCAGUUUGAACCUGACCUCGCUUUAUUUAGAAGAUUAUUUUAUCAAGAUGCAAUUCAAGAAGGAUUUUUCUGACGUCGAGAGCGUUGUCGGCGGCGGAAUUCACAUACAACAGGGAGAACAAAAUAAUUAUGUAUUUGCUGACGUAGUAUGGCGUCCCCCGCCCUCUCGCCACGUUCGCUUCACGGCUCGUGGCGCGCUCGUGCCAGUACUUGAACCAGCGGAGAUAGCGUUCCAGUUCUCAGAAGAAGAACGAACGAGAACACUCACACUAGACUUAACUAGUGUAGAUGGUUACUACUCCUUGAAGGCCGACCAAAGACCGUUGUCGAUAAACGUUGCUCUUAGUACGCCGCAUAAAAGAUUUAGAGCAAUGAAAAUAAUUGGUGAAUUCGCGGGAGAAGACAUCAAAGGGUCGUUCGUUACCGACAGCACCGAAUAUAGUGUUAGCGGGAAAAUGGUUAAUAAAGAUCCACUUGAGCUAUCUCUGAUUUUGGUACCUAAAGGACAAGGUCAACAAAUAUCAAUACGAAUUAAAUGUGAAUCAUCCCCAACAUCCUACGCGCUAACGGCACACAUUAUGGGUCCCAUAGAAGCUACAGUACGUGCGAAAGCUGAGGUCGAAAAGAAUUUUACUGAUGUAUUCUUUAAGGUUGAUCUGCCAAAAGUAAGGAGUAAAGAGAUCUUCUUCAAGACUCGUGUUGACUCCUAUCCUAUGUUACGUCGAGUGGUCAGCGUACAAGCCGCUUCACCCAUACAAAAACUCAGUUUCGUGAAGGGUGAUGCCGAUUUUGUUUUUGGUCCUAAAACCGGUUAUCUUCUAUGUAAAUACGAGCUACCAGAUAUGAAAGGAGAUGGAGAUUUGAAAUGGAGCUUUUUACUAGGCGAUUUAUAUAUACGGGCAGUAGGUGACCAAUUAGUAAAACAAAUACAGAGAAGUGUUGACUUAGAUAUAUACUUUGGAAACACAACCGAAGAAGGUCUGCCUAAAACGAACGCCGGUUUUAGAAUGGAUUUGGAUCAUAUCUGGCAAAUAGGUGCGAACGCGUCAUUCGGCUUCAUAAUGGAGCAGCGUCUGAAUCUAUUCAUCAACGCAGUUCUUCCCAAACCAAACGUGGACGUACAUUCAUUGAUGUUAGACGCACGUUUCAACGAGUCACCUGUUACUGUGGAAGCUUUAUACUUUACUGAUGUCACCGCUGUUAAAGCCGGACUUAAAGGACAGUUGCUGAGCCUACCAGAAAGUUUUGAUGGUAACGCAACAGUUAUUUGGACGGCAAAUUCCCAACACAAGAGCAUAGACAAUAUUGUUUCAUACAAAUGGGAUGUGAAUGGAUCUAAGUACAUUGACUACUCACUUAACACGCCCUUACAUGAAACACAAAAUACCUUCAAAUUAAAAGGCUCAUAUCAAAAGGAUUUCGUUCACGGAUAUCAAGUUGUUAAAGGUCGCAUGCAUUCACCUGCUAGUCAACAAAUCGGUGAAGUUGAUAUCACGUACGGCGGAGUAAGACAUACUGACGGAUACUUCAAUAUGACGACACCAUUCAAUACAUUACCCUGGCUCAAGAGCAUAUUUGAUAUAAAUAACGCUGAAGAGAUUUCCGACAACAAAGUCUACUUGUUCUGGCCAAACAAAUCCGCUACAGUUAAUACAACGCACGUAUACAAAAAAUUUGACAAAGGUUUCACUCAAACCGGCACUAUAUCACUUUCCAUUCCAUUGAGCACUCAACAUUUAGUGAAUACGAAAUAUUAUUAUAUAGAGGAAGAAAAAACCAGCAAUGGUAAUGCAACUAUAGAUUUUGAUCAAGAGAGAUUUGUUAAGGGUUCGUUUAAUAAGGUACUUAGUAAAAGUGAGAGGAAUUUAGACCUUGAGACUAUGAAUAUAGAGGUCGAAAACGUACAUACACCAGUGGGUGUUAAAUAUAUUCAUGAAUACGAUGACACUGGUAAUAUUGACGUAAAACAAGCAACAAUAUUCCAUUUACUGAACGCAACCAAAUUCAACGUGACCGGAAAAUUAGAUACUCAUACAUACGACAUCGGCAAAGAGAUCAAAUUCACAGCAAUGCACGGGAAUCGAACUUGGAACUUCGAGAACAAAUACGAAGCGGCUGAUAAAGAAUUGAAACAGGGAAGCAAAGUUACAUGGGCCGAGGAUGUGUGGAUACAUUAUGACAUACAUGUUACUAAUAUGACUGAGGCGGACACAGAAUCUCAGAACAUAAUUCUGAACAUACUGUAUCCAAGGCGAACGUUCCAAGCUCGCGGAGUGUACCGUCUACAGGAUGCUCUACUAGAUGGUAAUAUAGUAUUAUUAUGGGAUGUCAGAGGCGAGAACAAGACCGCGGAAUUGAAAGGAAAAUGGGAAAAUCCACCGAUGGAGGGAGGGAAUUUACAUGAUAUGUACCUAGCUUUAUCACAUCCGUCUUUCAGAAAGGAUGUAACACUAAAAGGUCAAUACCUAACAACGGCGUCGGUAAUGUCAAAUCUAUCUAUGGAACUUCAAUAUUCAGACUACGAGAAGGAAUAUUUGAAAGUUCAAUCUAUACUAAUGGAUAAUUCAAACGGACCUAUUAGAGAUUAUAAAUACAUAUUAAAAUGCACCCAUCCCGCUACAAGUCUGGAUUUGGAUAUGAAAUCUGAUAUUAACAUCCACAGUCGUUGGUACUUCAUAGAUAAUUAUUAUAGAUUCCAGAAAUCAAUGUUCUAUGAGAAACUGAGAAGCAAUAAACUAUUGAUAGAUUUGAAUAAUAGCGGUGUUACUUGGGAGCGCGCCAACGAAACAUAUUUCUACAAGAUGAAUGGAACCUGGUCUUUGGUUUACCCAAGGUAUAUAGCUCGUGGUUUGAUUAAACGACCAAAUGCCAAUGACACUUUAGUAGCUGAACUAUCAAUGAUUGAUAAGUCUUUGGUAGCGCAUUACAAUAGCACUGAUGAUAUAUCAUACCACUUAAUAGGCAAAAUAAUAGAUACUAGAUCUGCUAGAUUAGACUCGUGGAGGAACUAUGAUGACGUCACCACCGUAGAUCUAGCUUCAUACAUACGUUUGAAUCACUCACGCCUUCUAACUAGCGCUAUAGUAUGGCGACCGGAAAUAUUCAGCGAGGCUAAAUCACAAGCUAUAUAUACAUUGAAGAUAUUAUAUGAACAAAUAAAUGAUACAUUACUCGUUAUCAAAGAAGCGCCUAUGGAAGCUCAUCUUGCUUUAAGGAAUAUAUGGAGUGAUGCGAAGCCGAGAGUUAGAGAAUUUUUGGAUGAUUUGAACGAUUUACACGUUAUUAAAGACGAUUUGGACGAAUUCGAGAGCUUCUUGAAGGAAUCAUACGAUCAUAAUGACUUUUACGUUAAGGAUAUAGUGGAAUUUACGUAUUACGUACUAGACGAAAUGGCUAUAAGAAAUCAUUUGGAAAGUUUGCCCGGAUUCGUAAACGAUAUGUGGGGAAUGAUGGGCAAUACUAGCCAAUCAAUCAAACAGAGUCUGACAUACGUGGUUGAUUCAAUAAAAAAGGCUUACGCGAAUUUCUUGGAAACGGUUAACAAAAUCUUAGAAGCCGAUUUGAUGGAGCUUGUAUCGGAUAAAUUGGAAGCUAUGAUAUUACAAUACGAUAACUUCAUUAGGGAUCUGCAUAUGAAGUUUUUGGAUUACUGGGAAGAAACUUGGGUGAACGCUACAACAAGACUAUCAAAAUAUUGGCACGAUUUAUUAAAGUCCAUAGAGCCGUUAUUCUUCAAGGUAGUGCAUUACAGUGAAGCGUUUGUUGUGACUAUUUGGCGAGGAAUAAUGGACUUUUUCCAUGAAAGGACUCACGAAUUGACGGAUACACCUUACUUCAAUUACGUUUCAACGUUCGGCCAUGAAAUGGAUCGCAUAUACAAAGAUCUCAUACACAAUGACAUCAUAACAAAUAUAAAGAAAUACACCAAGAAACUUGUUAAUGUUAUUUGGACGAAAAUAGAAAAAUACAUUCCAUUUACUGACGAAUUCAAACAGUUAUUCAAUGAAUUCAAGAACGCCUGGGAAAACUUCUUGAAGACUCCGCAAGUGGUCUACGUAAGAGAAAAGUACAAUGAAGCGUACGUUCGUCUUCGAUGGUGGUACGACUAUUUCCUUAUCGGCGAAGCUUUGGACCAAAUUUGGGGAAUCGUUUACGCCAAGGUCACUGACCUCGCGAAAACCGCAUUACAAUAUGAAGAACUACAUAGAACUCCCAAAACGAACUUUAUAUUCGAUCCACAGAAGGGCGAAAUAAUUCUGGAACAAAAAUUACCAAUGUCGUGGCACGCGUUUAAUAGGACACCAGAUUUCAGUGAAAUAUCUGAAUACAAAGCUGUUAGAGACUUUAUGGACCAAUGGUUGAUCAGUAACAGGAGUAUAUGGGCGUAUUAUUAUGAUAUUAGACCAUAUAUGGACUUCAAUAAUAUUCUGCCACCUUUUGCUGGUGUAGCAAUGAUGACGGCUCAAGGAACACUGGUGACUUUCGACAAACAAGUGUUCACGGUAACCGAACCCGGGACAUUCCUCCUCACUAAGGAUUACAGACAAAACAACUUCACCAUACUAAUGGAGAGUAACGAUCAGGGAAGAUAUGACUUGGUUAUAUUGACGAAGAAGAAUUUGGUCUUUAUUGACCUGUACAGACAGCAAGUGUCUCUUGGUAGGAGCAUGCCUUUGAAUCUCCCCGCAGUGAUUGACGAUCUGAUAGUAGACAGACAGACUGACGUCAUAUCAGUUGAAGGAAACAACGGCUUGGGAGUGGAAUGUAAUCUACUGUACCAUACGUGCAAGUUAGAAGUUGCGGGUUGGUUCUACGCUAGUCUCGGCGGUCUUCUCGGUACGUACAAUAAUGAGCAGUACGAUGAAUUGCAACUACCUUCGGGAAUCAUGCAAACAGAUAUACAAGCUUUAUCAAAAUCAUGGGCCAUUCGUCACAGUAAUGGGACCAUCGCUGAUAGAACAAAUAACACGGCCUGUGAUAAAUUCUUCAGAAAUAAAGUAUCGCCGUUACAUCCUUGCUUCACAUUGAUCGAUGCCGUUCCGUUCCAUACUGAGUGUAUGUCGGGUGCCGACGCUUGUUCCCUAGCAGGUGCUUACCUACAGCUAUGCGAACAUCAACACGUGCCAGCGCAUAUACCAGAUCAUUGUGUACAAUGUACAACACCAACAGGAGACAUCAUUGAAGAAGGAUCCUUCCUCCAACUACAAAACAUUCCGUCUUCAAUGGACGUGGUAUUCGUGGUUGAGGCUCAGUACUGUAAUAAAAAUAUACGUAAGGCCAAAAACAUCGAUUUGUUUGUCGAGACAUUGGACAGCAAACUGCAAGGAAAUGGGUUCUCUGAUAACAGAUACGCUGUAGUAGUAUACGGAGGUCGCGGUGUGUUCAGUCGCGCCCGAGCUCUAUACGUCAACAACAAGCUGUUCACAGACGCUGUUGAUAUACCCAGAUAUUUUGAGGCAUUCCAGAUAGAAAAGUCAUCAUCUGAUCGUAAUCGUUCCUCGGAGGCGUUGCGUGCUCUACGUACAGUGAGUACACUGCCACUAAGAGCGGGAGUACCUCGGAUUGUCAUACUGUUACCGUGUGGCUCGUGUGGGAGUGGCGAAGAGUUGGACUAUUCAACUAUAUACCACAAUUUAAUGGAGAAUUCGAUCACACUCCACAUACUUAUGGACGGCGAUUUUUCACUAUCCAAGAAACGAGUCGCUAAAUAUUUGUUUGGUAUGGACAAUUCCGUCGUCUACACUAAUAAAGACUACGAGCGACUGACAGGCGACGCCGGGUUGAAGAAGCAAGUUAGAUUACCAAAGGAAAAACUUGGACUAUGUAGCUCGUUGGCGCUUGAAACUAAUGGUACAAUAUGGGCGGGUUCUAAACUAGAGUCUGACCGCGCGGCCGCUCGUCGUUUCUCGACAGUUUGCGGCGGUAGAGUUUCCCGCGUAACGCCGUGUGCUGCACCACGCUGCGAGUGCCGUAACGCAGCGCUACACUGCAGGCCGUGCGCCAAUCAUGAUCCGUUGGAGCUAUCUUUUUGGAACUCUGAUGACAUCGAUGAACUCAUCGACCUUGCAAUGGAUCCACCAACAUUACCCUCGUUUAGAUGA
Messenger RNA from Danaus chrysippus (African queen), 12510 nucleotides. The record is from the annotation of a GenBank genome assembly. NCBI's taxonomy places the organism in Eukaryota, Metazoa, Arthropoda, Insecta, Lepidoptera, Nymphalidae.